This is a messenger RNA of Drosophila willistoni, 1015 nucleotides long. Its product is annotated as probable pseudouridine-5'-phosphatase. The transcript is spliced from 4 exons. The record is from RefSeq and is a predicted model, not a curated record. Lineage: Eukaryota; Metazoa; Arthropoda; Insecta; Diptera; Drosophilidae. Bases 183 to 899 code for a protein of 238 amino acids. Gene Ontology annotation, molecular function: phosphatase activity.
GACAACCCUAACAGCUGCUCCGAGAGAACGACAACAUGCGGAAGUAAAAGCUUUCCAGGUCAAGGCUAACGUAAACGUAUGUAGCUGCGCACAUCUUUUGGUAAGAACCGUCAGUGAUAAGUGCCAGAAAAAAAGACCAAAAAAUUCAUCCACAAACUUUUACAUAACAUUACUCGCUCACUAUGGUAGAGGAGAAGGAUGUUGUCCAGGGGGAGAAACUAAAACCAGUGACUCAUUGCAUCUUUGAUCUGGAUGGAUUGUUGUUGGACACCGAGACAAUUUACGAGGAGGUCACUGCAGAAAUUGCGGCCAAGUAUGGCAAAACCUAUACGGUGGACACUAGAUUUCGUGUGAUGGGCACUACCUAUAGACGUUCUGCCGAAAUAGUCAUCGAGGAAUGCGAGCUGCCCAUCACAGUGGAUGAAUAUCUGGAUCAGUAUAUGCGAAUGUGCGCCGAGCGUGUACUUACUGUUCCCUUGCUUGAAGGUGCCGAAAGGCUUUUGCGUCAUUUACACGCAACUAAGAUACCAUUCGCUUUGGGCACUAGUUCGGGGGCUGAAAUGGUCCAACUAAAGACAACAAAUCAUCGUGAGUUGUUUACCCUGUUCGAUCAUCUUGUCUGUGGCUCUACCGAUAAGGAUGUAAAGAAUGGCAAGCCAGCUCCAGAUAUAUUCCUAAUUGCCGCCAGUCGUUUUAAGGAUCCACCAGCUCCAGAGAAAUGCUUAGUUUUUGAGGAUUCACCCAAUGGUGUUCAAGCUGGUCUAAAUGCUGGCAUGCAGACUGUAAUGGUUCCCGAUUCCCGUCUCUCUACAGAUUCCUGCUUGCAUUCGACUCAAGUAAUAACCUCCCUCAAGAAUUUUAAACCAGAACAAUUUGGUUUACCACCAUUUACCGAUUGAAUUUACUAUUGGAUUAUAGUAGCCGACCUAAGAAGCUUACAUAUAUAGAAAAUUGAUAUUAAAUGCAUGUAUUUUGGCAAAGUUUAAAAUAAAAAUUGCAAAUAUUUAGAAAUUAA